Molecule: messenger RNA, 2426 nt
Organism: Acanthoscelides obtectus
Lineage: Eukaryota; Metazoa; Arthropoda; Insecta; Coleoptera; Chrysomelidae
Source: the annotation of a GenBank genome assembly
GUGAAUUGUCAGAUUGUCACGACACGACACAGCUGAUAACUGAUUAAAGUUAGGUUAAAAAACGAACGACCGCUGCGUUUUUGAAAUUGUGUGUUGAAAAACUGAAAAUCGAGAAUAUUAAUACAGAAAAAUGUCCGACUCCAAUGAAGAUGGCUUCAACGUGAACAUGCGACUUCCCACUUCUCUGACUCUCUCAAAAUUUGCCGUAGCUAGAGGCAGAGAAAUUCAAAUAAUGAAAAACUCCCUUUCCACCUCAACCUGUACAAAGCUAGCUUUUCAAAAACUGCCCAAACACUUGCGUCGUAGAACCAUGUCCCACAAUGUCAAAAGACUACCAAGACGUCUUCGAAUGAUCCAUUUAGCCCAAAUGAAGAAAUCCGGUUUACCACCAAAACAAAAAAGACCGUCCCGAAAAUAUAGACGAAGACCUAGAAAUUUAUUGAGUGAAUAUACUAGAAGACAACGUAGAAUAAAUUGGCUCAACACACACAUUUGGCAUGCCAAAAGGUUUCAUAUGGUAGAAAAAUGGGGCUAUAAGCUACCACAUUGCCCAUGUGAUAAGGCAUUUAGGGCAUGCUAUAGAGCAACUACUAAACACUGUCUUAUGCAAGAUAUUUCAUACCACAAAUGUAUAGAGAUCAGUGGGGAAUUUGAAAAACUUGUUGAUAGUUUCAAGAAAAUCACUGAUCCCAAUAUUGGUCUUACAAUUGGUGCAUAUGCAUAUAAAAAAGGUUCAAAGGAAGGCAGGAUAGUACUUCAUGAUAUCGACAACCCAAGCAAAGUUAUAGGAGAUGUGAGUUUUCUGUGGAGACCAAUUAAAACCAAAUUCCUCAACCAAUCUGUGAGCCACUUGUGGCUUUGGUUACAUCCUUCAUUUCAAUCAGAAGCUCUGAGGACUAUAAAAAAGUGUUUUGGUUUUCCUGAUGUUACAUCAGAUGGGGUACAAACACUGAAAAGCAAUGAUAAUAUACAGUUGAGAGAAAAUAUGUAUGAUUUAAAUAGAUUCAGAUUAACAGGCCCUUUGUCAACUGCAGUGCUAUGCAAUGCAUUUCAGUUAAGUGAAAAGCACACUGUAGACUGGUUGAAGGAUUUUCAAAAUUUGCCUGGGGAACACUUAUUAAAGAUGAAGCCCUAUUGGGAAUAUUUGAGGUCUGUAUCAGAUCCUUCAGUGCUGCCACCUCAUUUUGUGUUACCUCUGAUAAUUCUUGACCCUAGAUACAAUUUUCCAAAAGCAAAAACAAAAUCACUACCAUUGAAAAAAAGUGCUCUUGAACAAAUUCAGGAUCCAAACAUAACUGAUAGCCCCCUGUGGAGCUUUAAAAUAAGAUGUCUUUUGCCACAUAGAAAGGUGUCGAAUGCUAAAAUAGCUGAGAUGCGCCAGAGUCUGUUAGUACCUGGUUCUGAUCUUGAACUACCUCCAGAAGCAAUACCAGUCAUUUUAGUGCAGAGACCUGGUGUCAGAAGUAAUCAGUAUAAUGGAUAUAGCAGUGGUUGGGAUAUAAUACUGCCUGCAACAUAUGCUCAACCAAUAUGGCUGUCACUUAUUAUGUGGGGAGGAAGACCAGGUGGACUAAGAGAAACUGACUCAAUUGGUUUUGAGGCCAAUGCAGAACCAAUGUUGAGCCCUGACACAAAAGCAGGUGUUGAAGAGGAGGUGCUCGUUUCCAAUAAAUGCAAAGACGAAUUUUUUAGGCUUCCUCCAAAUAAAAGGACAAAUUACAAUAAAUUCAGAAUUACUAGUCCAUUUGAAUUCAACUGGAAACUGUUGUUGAAUGAAUGGAAAAGUUCUGACAUACCUGUUGAAGACUUUACUGUGAUCAGGGAUAAGAAAGUGCUCAGACAAAUUCAGCAAGUCCUAUCAUCUAGUGACAAGAAUGCAAAACUACCUCAACUUGCUGAAAAUCAGUUGGUUCCUGUAACAAUAAGCCUAUUAAAGAAAGGGCCGUGUCAUAAUUUUGCAAUAAUUUGUCUCCCAGAAAGCAAAGAUUUCUCCAAAGAGCCCACAGAACCAAAUUGCAGAGAUUCCAAUGAAAGCAAAAGAAAGCAAAUGAGGAAAGAACAUAAAUCUUUACUGAAAAAGUUGAGGAAACGAAGAGUCAGGGCUAAAAGAGAUAAUAAGAUUAUCCCUCUAGACAAGGAAAUGCUUAAGAAUUACACCAUGCAAAUGAGAAAAUUAUGGCUUCCCGAAACUAAAACUUUACGACACUCUUGCUCUCGAGAAGUAAUGGGAUUUGUAAAGCAAGGAGGUUUUAGCUUUCUUCUAAGCAAGUCGAAAGGUAUUGGAUACAUUGCGUCAUGUUCACUGGAGAAAUUACUAUUUCUGAAGUGCAAAAAUAAAGUUUUGAUUAGGAAUACAAAUUCUAAACAAUAUAGGCUAGGAAUCUUAGAUGUUAUUAUUGAUUAAAUAUAAUUUUGUUGAUGAUACU